GGUUUCAUCUCUCUUUUCUUAAGAAAAUAAAAAAGGAAAAAGAGUUUUUGUCCAUCUCUGUUCUUGAUUUACGUAUCAACUGUUCCAUCUACCAGUCUUCUCUGUCACUAGUUUUGCUUGCUUUCUUUAAAGCCACGAUUUCUCGCGGCUUUCUUCUUUUCUCUGAUCAAGGUUGGAUUUUUGCGAUUAUUGAAGGGAAAAUCAGUUGGGUUUUCUUUCUUUUCGUAAAGGGGAGAGAACAAAUUGUAUGGUGUUCUCUUUCCGGAGAUUAAAGUGCCAAUUUAAGUUGGUUCUAUCUAUGCUUUUGCUUUUAGGGUUUCUUCUUCUGCAGCUUAGCAGAUUUUGAAGGAACCCUUGAUCUUUUUCUGGGGUUGAAUUUAUAAUUCAACUAAUUUAUAUUGAAUUCGGGGUUUCUUGAAUUGGAGAAAUUUGGUGGGUUUGGCAUUGGUGGUGUUGAAUUCAGCGGAGCAAUGACGUAUGAAAGCGAUGAUACUGUUGCUCCGGAGCUGAAGCUCCAGAUGGCUGACGGCAAUGGGGAUUAUGUGAGACUGGGUUGCUUAAAUGAUCGUGAAGUCGGGGACUUCGGAGGGGAGCCUCAAUGUCCUAGGAACGUAAGGUUUCUCUGGUGGUGGGUGAAGGUCGCUUUGUUUGGUAUUUGCGUCUUGGCUCUUGCCGUUGUUGGUAUUAUCUGGGUCUUGCCUAUUAUCUUGAAUAAGGAGGUUAUCCCAGUCCUAAAUUGGGAGAUGCACACAUUCAGCACACCAGUACUCGUGGUUGUACUCUUUGUCUCUGUGGCAUUAUUUCCUGCACUAUUGUUGCCAUCUACACCUUCUAUGUGGGUGGCUGGAAUGACUUUUGGUUAUGGAUUCGGAUUCCUACUAAUUAUGUCAGGAGCCAGUGUGGGUGUGUCAUUGCCAUAUUUCAUUGGUUCUUGCUUUCGUCAUAAAAUCCAUAGAUGGUUGGAGAGAUGGUCAAAGAAAGCAGCCUUAAUUAGAUUAGCUGGUGAAGGAAAUUGGUUCCAUCAGUUCCGAGCUGUGACCUUACUUAGGAUUUCUCCAUUUCCUUACAUUAUAUUUAAUUAUGCUGCUGUUGCAACAAAUGUCAAGUAUGGUCCUUACAUCUUGGGGUCAUUGGUGGGAAUGGUGCCUGAAGUUUUUGUUGCUAUCUACAGCGGGAUUCUAAUACGGACAUUGGCUGAGGCAUCCCAGGAGCAGAGGUCCCUUUCAGCACAGCAGACCAUCUUCAAUGUCCUUGGCUUCUGUCUUACAGUGAUUACUACCAUAAUUAUCACAGUUUAUGCAAAGAGAAAGCUGAAGGAAUUGCAGGAAGAAGAGGAUCUACUAUUAUCGUAGGCCUGUUUCAACUUUGAGAGAAUUUCUUCCUUUGGAGCUGGUUUAAUCUCUGUAGCUAAAACUAGCUGUUCCAGGCACUUGCUGGUCUAUUUUUUUCAUCACCGAGCUUGGCCACUCGAGCGGUAUUGCCAAUUCGUCAUGGAUGAUACAGGGUAAACCACAAUAGUCUGCUGGGAGAAGGCAUUCAUUGUUUAAGUGUAUAUAUACAUAUAGUUGUAACGUUCAAAGUGAACAUGACUGACCCUCUUCCACAGAGGAGUGGAAAGUAAUGAACUUAUUAGGACGUUCAAAGUUCCACAGAGUAAUUCAAUGAAAAGAAGUUUUUAUUGUAA
Molecule: messenger RNA, 1684 nt
Organism: Macadamia integrifolia
Lineage: Eukaryota; Viridiplantae; Streptophyta; Magnoliopsida; Proteales; Proteaceae
Product: transmembrane protein 64-like
Exons: 4
Coding region: 471-1352 (293 amino acids)
Source: RefSeq, a predicted model, not a curated record